GAAUGAGUCAAUAUCUGUAUUCUAGUUUUCCUUCUGUUUUAUCUACAACGACUUACUGACAUUAUUUCCGUUCGUGACAGGAACAAUAUUGCAUCCAACUGUAAAACUAGCCCCGACCAAUUUUAUUCAUUCCUCAAUUUCCUCAAGUUCCUCAAGUUCCUCAAGUUCCUCAAGUUCCUCAAGUUCCUCACGUUCCUCAAGUACCUCAACUACUGUGCUCGGAGUCUUGGUUGCUUCCUUUGCAAUAAUUCUUAUCGUGUUCACGGUUUACAUAUCUCGUCGUAAAUUUCGGGCAACGAUACAGCGCCGCUUUGACAAGGAGAUGUCAUACAUGGCGAUCGAAGAUUGUUAUCAGGUAAGUCUUUUAUCCUUUACUCACUAACAUCAGUUUCCAUAUUCUCCAUACCCUUCUUUAUAUAUUUCCUUUGGUACUGACAAUAUCCAAGUAUUUGUGAAUGGGCAAGAGUGAAUAAAUACCCUAGGUGUUGCUCUGUAAUCAAGACCUUAAAUCUAACCUUCCACUGUGAAAUUUCUUCACAGUAGUCCCGCGCCGUUCUUGCCAAAUUUUAUCUGGGCCAAAAAUGUGAGUCCUAGCGUAAAUUUUAGGCGUAUCCCCUAUAGAGGUAUGGACGUGCCCUAAAAAGGCGUAUCGCUAUAUUAUGCCAGCAACUCCUAAACGAUCUUGCCAAUCCCCAUGUUAGGUCACUGAAUGGCUGUCGCCAUAUCAACUGUUAUCAUCUAUUUCUGAAGCGUACAUGAAAAGCUAUCUUAAAAAUAAAAGUUAAGCGAAUGGAAAAACAAUGGUUUUUCUUAAGAACUCUCACUUGAACUAAUAUUAAGGAUGUUUCUAAAAGGCAGGAAUUUUGAUUUGACUAGUUUAAAACCGACCACAAUUCAUUGAAAAGUGACCAAGCUUUUCUUUGGAUUCAAUGAAGGUGCAAUUAAGUUAAACCAACCGAUGUUGCGUUUUUGUUUUGUUUUUUUUUUUAAUAUGGCAUUUUGAACUGUCUCAUAAUUUUUGGUAAGAUAUUUGUUUGACUCAGAACUACCGUUUAGCUAUGACUUGUUCUUUUAAGGAGAAAUCUGAGGCACAACUCUCAUACGAUCAAACACGUCUUAGUGACCGCAAAGGAGGCGACUGUUUACCCAACAGCUUUCCUACAGUGCCUUUAUGAGAAUAUAUCACACAAGUUGAAGGAUAUUUCAGCAGUUCCGGCGGUGAACUAAGUGCCGCUCCUGACUCUGACGUGAAGAUAGUUAUCAGAAAAGGUGCAAUUGGAGACAACCAGUUGGUCUUCUUCCGUGUGGUCGACGAUGAAACGGAGUUGCUCCGAGAUAUUCCUGUAGGAUCCAAAGAAACGCUCAUUUCCCCUGUGAUUGAAUGCGGACCGCAUGAUAUCAGGAUCUCGAAUCCUUUGGAGAUUAUAAUUCCACAUUGCCUCUUUAUGGGUAAAGCCAAGAAAAAAUUGAUCAGUGUCUACAGAACUGACCCAGGUCCUAUCAAGUGGGAGAAAAUCCCUAACGAAUUAGAGAAAAAUGAUCUGUCAAAGGCGUGGUUCACGGCAAAAGAGGACUCCAUUCAUAUUAAAACCAUGACAUUCUGUUUCUGGAGCAUAUUCAGCCGUGGAGGACAGAGAAAAAAAAGAGCUAGAGUGUUUGCUAACAGGCUGUAUCCCGGAUCCGAUCUCAUUUAUUUGAGAUUCUAUAUUUACGAUGAUAACGAGGAAUCCAGGAAGCGGGUGGAGAACCAAGACAAGCAGUCUUUUAAAUCGUUGAAGCCCGCUUCAAUUGAGAAACCCUUCAAAAUGUACAACAACAGCAAAAAGAUAAAUGUGAGACUCGAGGAUCUUAAGGAAGGCUGGGAAUUAGACAACGAGGCAGAUGGCCAUCAGGAGUUCAUUUGCCUCAACGCCAAUGGUCGUAGGUUUCGUUGUGAAGGAACAUGCGAGUUCCUAGUGAAACAAAUUGAAGGUGGAGUGGACAAUUACUUCAAAUGUCAGUUAAGGUUUCAACAAGAAGGUCGUGAUGAAGAGCAUACCAUGAAAGUGAUCCGUGAGUUUCAGUCUGAGGAGAGACCGGAGCCCGUAAAUAAUCCACGUCAAAACUCCACAGAGGCUGCAGGUGAUUCGCAGAUGACACCAAAAGCUCAAAGACACUUUAAUGCUGUAGCUGGAAGCUCAAGGUCCUCAGCUCCAGAAGAAGGCGACAGGGGCAACUUUGACGAAAAAUCGAAAACUCCUUCAGGUAUCUUCGUUGUCGUCAUCGCUAUGGUUACCAUCAUGAGAAAAACAGUGAAUCUUCAAAUUAACUCCCCCCCCCCCACCCCCAAUAAUAACCCAAGUCAAUUAUUCACUUAUAAAGUUUCAUCGUGAAAUGACAUGACUUUCGGAGAUAAUUAUAAUACAUAUCAAACGAGCGUGUAGUAUACAUAAUUGCAUCUUGAAAUGGAAGGGAAGCCUUAAUAUAAAGCAGUCUUAUUCGACG
This is a messenger RNA of Stylophora pistillata, 2484 nucleotides long. RefSeq lists its product as uncharacterized. The record is from RefSeq and is a predicted model, not a curated record. Gene Ontology annotation, biological process: canonical Wnt signaling pathway. Gene Ontology annotation, molecular function: Wnt receptor activity; Wnt-protein binding. Gene Ontology annotation, cellular component: plasma membrane. Lineage: Eukaryota; Metazoa; Cnidaria; Anthozoa; Scleractinia; Pocilloporidae.